AUGGAACUAGGGCCCUUCGUCGAGAUGGACGACGCACAGGAGUCCGCAAGCCCCACCCCCACAAACAAGGCCUCGCCCUCGUUCGAGGACUCCCACAAGGCCCGCAGCCACGCCUCCUCGGUCUCGUCCGUGUCCACGCCGCUCCCCAAGCGCAAACUCUCGGUCGAUAUCCCCCGACUCCCGGACGACAACGCGUACGAGGUGAUCAACAACGCUUCGUCGUUGCGCACCUCCGCAAUGGCCAUUCCCGAGCGCCCGCGGCCUUCUGGGGCGUCCAACUUGUCCACGAGCACAGCCUCGUCGACAGCCUCGAUCCCGCUUAGAAUUAAGAAGUCCACGCCCGCAAACCCAGAGACAACAAAGACGGACGCCGUUUCUCUGUCGUUUAACCAGGGCGACGGUCUAGCAGACACAGACGGGUCGAUGAACGGCGACGGAGACCAGAUGAGCCAGGAAUCGGCCGGCGAGCAGCCUGCCACGCCGGUGCCGGCGCCGAACGCCACGUUCAUGUCUAGCAUCAAGAGUCUUGCGUCCAUAUCCCGACAGCAGGAGGCAGAGACGACUACCGACACAGUCUCCACGCUGGGCACUCCGUUGCGCAGUCGGCCGGACGCCGAGGACGAGGGCAAGCUCGAACAUGUCGUCAACGGCCACACAGAGAUGCUCAGCUACCGGCGGUCCUCGCGCAGAGCAAAAAGCAGCAGCAUAUCGUCUUUGCCGAAAACGCCCCUCACAGAGGCCUCCAACGACAGCUUUGAGCGAUCGCCAGCAGAGUUCUCGAACAAACUGUACACGGACGAGAAGUACCUCGACACACAGUACCGCUACGCCUCGUUAACGCGGAACGUGGAGUUCCACGAGCUAUUCAAAAAUAUCCCAGACAACGAGCGGCUUCUGGACGACUUCAGCUGCGCACUGAGCCGCGAAAUCCUGCUCCAAGGCCGGCUUUACGUUUCGGAGCACUAUCUGUGUUUCAACUCCAACUUGCUCGGCUGGGUGACCAGUCUGGUGAUUUCUCACGACGAGGUGGUCCAUUUCGAGCGCAAAUCGACGGCAGGACUGUUUCCGAACGGGAUAGUGAUCGAGACGAGAGACGGAAAGCACACUUUUGCGAGCUUCAUCUCGCGCGACUCGACGCUGAACUUUUUGGAGACCGUGUGGUCGAAGUCCGUGGCCCUGAGCAAGGCCAAGAACGAGCAGUCGCGCGCUCUGGACCUGAUCGAGAGCAACCUGCCUGCGCCGGCGGUCCAGCAGCUUUCGGAGGACGACGUCUUCACCAUCGACGAGAACGGUCCGUUGAUGGACGGAGAGACAGAAGAGGAGGUGGCUGCCAGUCCUGUUUAUAGAAACGAGGGCCCCGACAAGCACAGCCCCACAGAGUGCAGCUACGAGCCCGAGGCGCACGGCGAGUCGAUCAUUCUGGACAAGGUCUUUGCUGCGCCGAUGGGCGUGGUGUUCAACGUUCUUUUUGGCGAGAAAAUCACCUUCCAUAGGCACAUCAUGGAGUUGAGCGACGGGUACAAUUUCAGUGACUACGGGCCGUUCAGAGAGAACGAGAACGAGGAGCUGGUGCGCAAGUUUGAGUACGAGAAAAAGCUCAACAACUCGAUUGGCCCGAAAUCGGCCAAGGUGGAGGCGUCCGAGCUCAUCCAGCAUAAAGAUUUCAACGGGUACGUGGAGGUGGUGAGCACCACGUGCACGCCAAACGUUCCGAGCGGGACUGCGUUCCACGUAGUCACGAGGUACAUUUUUACGUGGGCCGAAGAAAGCCAGACACGGCUGAAAAUCAGCUACAAGAUAGUAUGGACCGGCUCGAGCUGGAUCAAGGGAGUGAUCGAGAAAAGCACCAAGUCGGGACAGCAGAAGUCCGCCGACCUGAUUGGCGAAGAGCUCGACAAGAUACUUCCAGAGAUCCAGACGGGCAGGCCAGCAGAGAGCGAAGAGACUGACGAAAAACAGGAGGAGAUUUUCGCCGAGCCCGUUGCAAGGCAACCGUCGAGGUACGUUCUCUUUCUGGAGCAACUGGCCGGAAACUGGCUUGCAAUACUGGUGACUUUCAUUCUGCUGUUGCAGCUGUAUUUCCUGUACAGGAUGAAGUGUCUCAGCGAGAAGGUGGCGGAAAGCAUCGAGCUCAACGUAGAGCUUCUGAGACGCAUUGCGGAGCACUAG
This is a messenger RNA of Ogataea angusta, 2169 nucleotides long. RefSeq lists its product as uncharacterized. Gene Ontology annotation, cellular component: cortical endoplasmic reticulum; plasma membrane; mitochondrion. Gene Ontology annotation, biological process: intracellular sterol transport. The transcript has a single exon. Gene Ontology annotation, molecular function: sterol binding; sterol transfer activity. Lineage: Eukaryota; Fungi; Ascomycota; Pichiomycetes; Pichiales; Pichiaceae. The record is from RefSeq and is a predicted model, not a curated record. Bases 1 to 2169 code for a protein of 722 amino acids.